Ilyonectria robusta is the source of this 1392-nucleotide messenger RNA. RefSeq names its product thiolase-like protein. Gene Ontology annotation, molecular function: acyltransferase activity, transferring groups other than amino-acyl groups. The coding region runs from base 1 to 1392 and encodes 463 amino acids. The record is from RefSeq and is a predicted model, not a curated record. NCBI's taxonomy places the organism in Eukaryota, Fungi, Ascomycota, Sordariomycetes, Hypocreales, Nectriaceae. The transcript is spliced from 2 exons.
AUGGAAAAUAUAACACCGCCUGGAAACCAAGCCUACGUGCUUGGUGUGGGUAUGACGAAAUUCACGAAGCCUCGUGGAGUGUGUAAGUACCCAGAAAUGGGCUACGAGGCCGGUGUCAAGGCCAUGCUAGAUGCCCAGAUCAACUACGACGACGUUGAGCACGGCGUGGCCUGUUUCGCGUACGGAGACUCUACAUCAGGUCAACGCAUUUUUUACCAAUUUGGCAUGUCUACCAUCCCCAUCAUUAACACGAGCAAUGCCUGUGCUACUGGGUCCGUGGGGCUCUAUCUGGCUCGUACACUCGUGAGGAGCGGCACCGUGGACUGUGUCCUGGUAGUAGGAGCUGAACAGAUGAAGCCUGGCAGUCUCAAGAGUGCCUGGGACGAUAGACCCAGCUCCAGCGGACGUUUUGCUGCGAAGCUGCGCGAGUUGGUUGGGGUUGAGAAGGCAGCUCCCUUGACAGCUCAGUACUUCGGACAGGCAGGUCGAGAGUAUAUGGAAAAGUACGGAGCAAAAGCAGAAGACUUUGCCGAGAUUGCACGCAUCUCGCACGAACACUCUCAGCGCAAUCCGUAUGCUCAGUUCCAGCGAAGCUACUCUCUCCAAGAGGUCAAGGACUCGCCAGCCAUCUUCGCUCCCUUGACCAAGCUGCAGUGUAGUCCCACAAGCGAUGGCGCAGCAGCAGUAGUCAUCGUCUCGCAACGUUUCUUGGAUGCCCGUCCACAUCUCAAGGGCCAGGCUAUUUUAAUGGCGGGACAGUCUUUCUUGACCGACUCUCCCGCGGCUUUCGGGACAAGUGCAAUCGAGCUUGUCGGCUACACCAUGACACAGCGAGCAGCCCAAGCCGCGAUGAGGGAGGCCGGAAUACAAUCCAGCGACGUCAGAGCCUGCGAGUUGCACGACUGCUUCUCCACGAAUGAAAUGGUACUCUUGGAUGCAUUGGGGUUUUCUGAACCCGGAAAGGCGCACGAGAUGGUUCGCCGAGGAGACAUUACGUUUGGUGGCAAGAUGGUGGUGAAUCCUUCUGGAGGCCUCAUAUCCAAGGGCCAUCCCAUCGGCGCCACAGGUUUGGCCCAAUGUGCUGAGUUGACAUGGCAGCUGCGAGGCUGGGCCAACAACAGGCUCGUGGACAAGACGAGAGUUGCACUACAGCAUAACUUGGGUCUCGGAGGCGCCGUGGUCGUCAACGUCUACAAACGGGCUGAUGGCCAGACCAACCUAGCGGUCAGCAACAACGAAAUUGCGUCGACGAGUUGGCUGGGGUACAAUCAUGCUGUAGAGGCCCGCGGCAUUACGGACAGUGACGCUGAUAGGGUGAGAAGCAAGAAGAACCGGAACGAUUUUGCUGUAGGAGAUACUAGAGAAAGGCUUGUUGCUCAAGCCAAUUUAUAG